GUUAACAGUUGGCCAAAUGAAGCGGUUGAAUACCAUUAAAUUGCCACUUUUUUUGGCUUUCUUCGUGGCCUUUUUACUCUUUGAAGAAACGCAAAGUGCUGUGAUUGAUUUGGAAAAUAUUAUAUUAAAUAAAACAGAAACAGGAUAUAACGAUUCCAAAGCCGAAAACCGAGCAGUGGCUGCAACGGAUGACGAUUUUUAUGUGAGCGAAGAUGCAAUAAGCUGGUUCGCUGCCGAAUACUUCUGCAGAAAGAAUGGCUGGCAUUUGGUUUCUAUCCGAAACUUAGAAGAAGCAGUACAGUUGAAUGGCUUUCUACACUUUAACACAUUAACCGUUGAACGUUACUGGACGUCUGGUAAUAGACUAGCUGAUCAAAAGUCAUGGUAUUGGGAUCUUAAUUAUGAGGGUAUGGGAUAUACAAAUUGGGCUGAAAAUGAGCCGGAAACUACGAAGGCGCAAUAUUGUAUGAGACUUACUGGUAUGCUGUGGUACAGCUAUGAUUGUGUUCAGUCAUCAAGAUAUAUUUGUAGAAAACAUUGACAAGUAAGCCCAUAUCGGCCAGAAGUAAUAAAUAUU
This is a messenger RNA of Bactrocera tryoni, 577 nucleotides long. Its product is annotated as lithostathine-2-like. The record is from RefSeq and is a predicted model, not a curated record. The transcript is spliced from 4 exons. The coding region runs from base 17 to 541 and encodes 174 amino acids. NCBI's taxonomy places the organism in Eukaryota, Metazoa, Arthropoda, Insecta, Diptera, Tephritidae. Gene Ontology annotation, molecular function: carbohydrate binding. Gene Ontology annotation, biological process: biological process involved in interspecies interaction between organisms. Gene Ontology annotation, cellular component: external side of plasma membrane.